GUUCCAAGGCCUUUAGCAAUGAGAAAAGAGGGCAUUCAGACGAGGAAGCGCAAGCCAAAGAAUCUCAACAAAACAAAGACACCAGCAGGUCCAUCCAGCAGCGAGAACCCGACCACCAGUUCCACCAGCAGCAGCAGCAGCAGCACCACAACCACUGAAGAAAUGCGCCCCAUCAAAACAGAACCUGGGCUCUCAUCUCAUUAUGGGCACCCCAGUCCAAUUUCUCAGGCAUUCUCAGUCUCUGCCAUGUCUGGACAUGGAUCAUCUAUUCACCCUGCGAUUUCGGCUCUGAAGCUUUCCCCGCAGGCUUACCAAUCAGCUAUCAGCCAGUCUCCACAAACCAGCUCCAAACAGGACUCCUGGAACACCCUGGUGUUAGCUGAAAACCAUGGGGACAUCAUAACUGCAUAA
Eurypyga helias (sunbittern) is the source of this 411-nucleotide messenger RNA. Its product is annotated as transcription factor GATA-4-like. Gene Ontology annotation, biological process: positive regulation of transcription by RNA polymerase II; negative regulation of transcription by RNA polymerase II; cell fate commitment. Gene Ontology annotation, molecular function: RNA polymerase II cis-regulatory region sequence-specific DNA binding; DNA-binding transcription factor activity, RNA polymerase II-specific. The transcript is spliced from 3 exons. Lineage: Eukaryota; Metazoa; Chordata; Aves; Eurypygiformes; Eurypygidae. The annotation marks the transcript as partial. The record is from RefSeq and is a predicted model, not a curated record.